Messenger RNA from Solea solea (common sole), 2847 nucleotides. Its product is annotated as NLR family CARD domain-containing protein 3-like. The transcript has 8 exons. The coding region runs from base 1 to 2826 and encodes 941 amino acids. NCBI's taxonomy places the organism in Eukaryota, Metazoa, Chordata, Actinopteri, Pleuronectiformes, Soleidae. Gene Ontology annotation, molecular function: protein binding. The record is from RefSeq and is a predicted model, not a curated record.
AUGACUCAGAGACCAGACUCUGGACCUGGACCUGGACCUGACCUGGGUUUAGGGUCUGUUCAGAGACUCAAGGCGUUUUUUGAACACAAUGAUCACAUGCAGCAGUCAGCCGACCACAAUAACGGAGCUCCAGCUUGUCGACGUGAACUCAAAUCAAACCUGAAGAAGAAGUUCCAGUGUUUGUUUGAGGGCGUGGCUAAAGCAGGAAACCCCACCCUUCUGAAUGAGAUCUUCACAGAGCUCUACAUCACAGAGGGAGGGACUGGAGAGGUCAAUGAAGAACAUGAGGUCAGACAGAUUGAAAGAGCUUCCUGGAAACCAGACAGACCAGAAACAUCCAUCAGACAAGAAGACAUCUUUAAAACCUCAGCUGGAAGAGACGGACCAAUCAGAAGAGUGAUGACAAAGGGCGUGGCUGGCAUUGGGAAAACAGUGUUAACACAGAAGUUCACUGUGGACUGGGCUGAAGACAAAAGCAACCAGGACGUACAGUUCAUGUUUCCCUUCACCUUCAGAGAGCUGAAUGUGCUGAAAGAGAAGAAGUUCAGUUUGGUGGAACUAAUCCAUCACUUCUUCACUGAAACCAAAGAAGCAGGAAUCUGCAGGUUUGAAGACUUUAAGGUGGUCUUCAUCUUUGAUGGUCUGGACGAGUGUCGACUUCCUCUGGACUUCCACAACACUGAGAUCCUGACUGACGUCACAGCGUCCACCUCAGUGGACCUGCUGCUGACAAACCUCAUCAGGGGGAAACUGCUUCCCUCUGCUCGCCUCUGGAUAACCACACGACCUGCAGCAGCCAAUCAGAUCCCUCCUGACUGUGUGGACAUGGUGACAGAGGUCAGAGGGUUCACGGACCCACAGAAGGAGGACUACUUCAGGAAGAGGUUCAGAGAUGAGGAGCAGGCCAGGAGGAUCAUCUCCCACAUCCAGACAUCACGAAGCCUCCACAUCAUGUGCCACAUCCCAGUCUUCUGCUGGAUCACUGCAACAGUUCUGGAGAACAUGCUGAAAGAACUGCCCAAGACCCUUACUGAGAUGUACAUCCACUUCCUGGUGGUUCAGUCCAAAGUGAAGAGGGUCAAAUAUGAUGGAGGAGCUGAGACAGAUCCACACUGGAGUCCAGAGAACAGGAAGAUGAUUGAGUCUCUGGGGAAACUGGCUUUUGAGCAGCUGCAGAAAGGAAACCUGAUCUUCUAUGAAUCAGACCUGACAGAGUGUGGCAUCGAUAUCACAGCAGCUUCAGUUUACUCAGGAGUCUUCACUCAGAUCUUUAAAGAGGAGAGAGGCCUGUACCAGGACAAGGUCUUCUGCUUUGUCCAUCUGAGUGUUCACGAGUUUCUGGCUGCUCUUCAUGUUCAUCUGACCUUCAUCACCUCUGGAACAAAUCUGUUGUCAGAACCAACAACAAGCCAGUUGACCAGACCGUUUGGAAAAAAACCUAAACUGAAUCAUCUGCACCAGAGUGCUGUGGACGAGGCCUUACUGAGUCCAAAUGGACACCUGGACUUGUCCCUCCGCUUCCUCCUGGGUCUUUCACUGGAGACCAAUCAGAAGCUCUUGAGAGGUCUACUGACACAAACAGGAAGUGGUUCACAGACCAAUCAGGAAACAGUUGAGUACAUCAAGAGGAAGAUCAGUGAGAAUCUGUCAGCAGAGAGAAGCAUCAACCUGUUCCACUGUCUGAAUGAACUGAACCAUCGUUCUCUUGUGGAGGAGAUCCAAGAGUCCCUCACAUCAGGACGCCUGUCCACAGAGACACUGUCUCCUGCUCAGUGGUCAGCUCUGGUCUUCAUCUUACUGUCAUCAGGAAAAGAUCUGGAAGAGUUUGACCUGAAGAAAUACUCUGCUUCAGAGGAGGCUCUUCUGAAGCUGCUGCCAGUGGUCAAAGCCUCCAACAAAGCUCUACUGAGUGGCUGUAACCUCUCAAAAAGAAGCUGUGGAGCUCUGUCCUCAGUCCUCAGCUCUGUGUCCUCUCGUCUGAGACACGUGGACCUGAGUAACAACGACCUGCAGGAUCCAGGAGUGAAGCUGCUGUGUGAUGGACUGAAGAGUCCUCACUGUUCUCUGGAGACUCUCAGAAUGAGUGGCUGUAAACUCUCAGAGAGAAGCUGUGAAGCUCUGUCCUCAGUCCUCAGCUCUGUGUCCUCUCGUCUGAGACACGUGGACCUGAGUAACAACGACCUGCGGGAUCCAGGAGUGAAGCUGCUGUGUGAUGGACUGAAGAGUCCUCACUGUUCUCUGGAGACUCUCAGGAUGGACCAUGCUGGAGAGCAGUGGUUAAAACCUGGUCUCAGGAAGUAUUCAUGUGAACUGGAACUGGACACAAACACAAUGAACAGAGAACUCAAACUGUCUGACGACAACAGGAAAGUGACCUUUGUGACAGAAGAUCAGUCGUAUCCUGAUCAUCCAGACAGAUUUGAGUUCUUUCCUCAGCUGCUGUGUAGACCUGGUCUGACUGGUCGCUGUUACUGGGAGGUCGAGUGGAGAGGAAGAGUUUUUAUAUCACUGAGUUACAGAGGAAUCAAGAGGAAAGUCAACAGUUCUGACUGUGUGUUUGGAUAUAAUGAUCAGUCCUGGAGUCUGUUCUGCUCUGAUGAUCAUCGUAACUCUGUCUGUCACUGUGGGACAAAAACACCCAUCAUGUCCUCUGUCUCUCACAGAGUAUCAGUGUAUGUGGACUGUCCUGCUGGGACUCUGUCCUUCUACAGCGUCUCCUCUGACUCACUGAUCCACCUCCACACCUUCAGGACCACAUUCACUGAACCGGUUUAUCCUGGGUUCCUGGUCUGGCGUGGUUCCUCAGUGUCUCUGUGUCCUCUGUAGGACAUGAAGAGACAGCAGCUU